AUGAAUCAUUUUGAACGUAUACGCAAUAUCCAAGGAUUUUUACGCAAUAUAGAAGGCUGGCUCUUUGCUAAUGAUUUGAGUCCACAGGAUCGACUGGAAAUCAUGACUAUACCCAACUGCGUUCUGGUAACUGGUGUUACCGGAUUUCUUGGGAAAGUCGUGCUAGAGCAUCUUGUGCGUCAGCACAAGAAGUUAAAUUGCACCAAAAUCAUUGUUUUGGUACGAGGGAGAAAUGGCAUCGACGGUGAGCGAAGAUUCCGAGAGACAGUUGUCCCAUCGGCAUGUUUCUCUCUAUUACUGGAGGCCUGGGACAACAUGGUAGAGGUGGUGACGGGUGAUCUGGUGGAUUCUGACUUGGGCAUUCUUGAUUCAAUAUCUGAAAGGAUCCAAACGGAGAUCACACAUAUCAUCCACUGCGCGGGCUGUGUGAAAUUCGACCGAGCACUAGCAGAGGCAGCGGCAGCAAAUGUCUCAACUGUACUGAACAUUCUGGAAUUUGCUCGCAAGUGCACUCAUUUCCAACAUCUUGUCAGCACUUCUACUGCAUAUGUGACUCCCCAUCGUCUCGGUCCAAUCCGCGAGACUCUCACACCUCUUCCUUACGAACCAUCUGAAGUGUAUCGAGAUAUCUUGGAUGGAAAAACAUCUGAAACUGAGCUGCUGAAUCAGACCAAGCAUCCAAAUACCUACACUCUAUCCAAAUGCAUCGCAGAGCACAUGCUAGUCGCCAACAGAGGCUCUGUUCCAUUGACCAUUGUACGACCAAGUAUCAUUUCGGCGAGCUGGCGUCUACCCUUCCCUGGAUGGAUCGACAGUCUCAGUGCAUUCGCGGGAUUCCUUGCUGCAUAUGGAAAUGGACUCCUUGGUGUGAUAGAUGCCGACUCUCAGACCAUCCUGGACAUCGUUCCCGUCGACGAGGUAGCCAACCGACUGCUUGGCGUGACGUUCCAAGAAACGGCCCCGUCCGCUGUACAAAUCAAGUAUGCCACUGCAUCACUGUGCAACGGCCUCCCAAUCAGCAUGGUCUGUACCAACUCGAUCAAACACUUUCUGCAACACAGAGCCGCCUCAUUUCGCUCACCAAAAGUUCACUACCUUGGCCCUCGCGGUAUUCAAUUUCACAUCUACGAUACUAUCUAUCAAAAACUCCCACUCUUCCUGGCAUCUGUAUUCUACACUCUUUCGCAAAAUGAUAGAAUGCGACGAAGACUAGUCCGCAUUCGGGCUGGUCUAGCAAGUCUCAAUCGUGAUUUUCCUUAUUUCACCCAUCAUUCGUUCAAUUUUCGCCCUUCUACGCACCUGCCGGACGAUUUCGAACCUGAGCAGUAUCUUGAGACCACACUUCAUGGCAUUCGCAAGCACCUUCUCCGAGACCCAGCUUCUGACACGAAACCCCUCAAACUUUCCAAGCCUAUUCGUCAACUCACAUCAUCGAGUCAACUUCUACAGGCUGCCAUGAGUUUUCGAAUGAGUCCUUUUGCUGUUCUUGUUGGAACCCUUGGGGUAGCUUGUGUGUGGCGUUUGAGUCAAGUAGACAGUCAUGCUUGGAGAUUGCCUGAUUUAUUGGCAUGUUUUUCAUGA
Molecule: messenger RNA, 1581 nt
Organism: Penicillium cosmopolitanum
Lineage: Eukaryota; Fungi; Ascomycota; Eurotiomycetes; Eurotiales; Aspergillaceae
Product: fatty acyl-CoA reductase
Exons: 1
Coding region: 1-1581 (526 amino acids)
Biological process (GO): long-chain fatty-acyl-CoA metabolic process
Cellular component (GO): intracellular membrane-bounded organelle
Molecular function (GO): alcohol-forming very long-chain fatty acyl-CoA reductase (NADP+) activity
Source: RefSeq, a predicted model, not a curated record